This is a messenger RNA of Cylicostephanus goldi, 732 nucleotides long. NCBI's taxonomy places the organism in Eukaryota, Metazoa, Nematoda, Chromadorea, Rhabditida, Strongylidae. The record is from the annotation of a GenBank genome assembly.
AAUCCCGCUGACAGCCCAACGCUUUUAUCGGUCACUCGCAUGAUAUCUGGUUCCAUACUUCAUCUAGCAGCUUUAGAAAUAUCUUCUCUUCUGAAGUCCGGUCACUUCGAGGAGCCACAUGAGAUCUACAGUACAUUAUUGGAGCCAUCGGAUGCGGUUAUCAACCAGGAAGAGAAUGAUGGAGGGGUGAAUAGUCUACUGUUGAGCUUACUUCGUCAUGGUCACGUUGAGGUUACUGAAGAGAUUGAAUAUCCACGAUUGGUACAUUUCAACGCGCAUAAGCUCCAAGCGGUUUUUGAUAUCUGCAAAGCAACUACCGUAUUCAAUAUCGCACAGUAUGAUAUAGAAUACCUGCAUGCCUUACUUACACGUGAGAUUGUCAGUACACAAGCGGAAGACACGGGUGCUGUCACUAGGGAGAUGGAGGCAGUUUUGACGUAUGGAACAGAUAUUAACGCUCAGUUACUGCAACGAGGCGCAUCUGAACAACUUGUUUCGGGAUGCACAGCAUUGCUGAAUGUAAUGGCUCUGUUUGCACCGGUACCAUUCUUUUCAAUCACUGUUCAACUCAAUUUUCUGACUGACACCGCAUUCCUGCUUGUGGAAUAUUUGAGUGGUUGCGGAGCGGAUGAACAAGUAGCCGUUUGUGGAACCCUACUUCGGUUGUGCAAAACUAUCUGCGCUUUAACGAAGCAAGAAUACCCGGAGGUAGCUUUUGACGUAAUUAAGUAG